Messenger RNA from Emiliania huxleyi CCMP1516, 1620 nucleotides. RefSeq lists its product as hypothetical. NCBI's taxonomy places the organism in Eukaryota, Haptophyta, Isochrysidales, Noelaerhabdaceae. The transcript has a single exon. The record is from RefSeq and is a predicted model, not a curated record. The coding region runs from base 1 to 1620 and encodes 539 amino acids.
AUGUUCAAGGUGCAGCACUACGAGGGCGAGCGAGGUGCGGAGCGGAUGGUGCGCAUGGAGUCUGCCAACGGCAACGUGCAUUACUACGAGGGCGAGCAAGGUGCGGAGCGGAUGGUGCGCAUGGCGACUGCCGAUGGCAGCAUGCAGCACUACGAGGGCGAGCGAGGUGCAGAGCGGAAGGUGCGGACGGAGAUGCCCGACGGCAGCGUGGCGUACAACGCUUUCUUCGGCGCCAAGUGGUUCGGCGCAACGCAGAGGGGGGCGGCCAAGAAGGAGCAGGCCGAGGCGAAGGCGGCGGAGGAGAAGGAGGCGAAAGAGAACGCGGAGCCGCAGAAGGCGGCUGCCGAGAAGGCGAUCGCCGAUAAGGCGGCGGCUGCCAAGGCCAAGGAAAACGCGGAGAAGGCGUCGCGCGAGGCCGCCGAGGCCAAGGCGGUCGCGAAGAGCGUCGCCAAGAAGCCCGUCUCCCGCUCCACGAAGAUGGUCGGCCAGCUCGUGCUGCUGGUUGGCCUCGCCGUCGCCGCGUUCGGCCUCGGCCUGGGCGACCUCCUCAGCGCGCCACCGCCGCCACCCGCGGCCAAGGCUGACUUCGAGCCGCUCACCGCGGCGACCGGCCUGGUCAAGCGCGUGGGCACCGACCGCAAGAUUCAGACGAUGAUCGCCGCCACCGCCGCCACCGCGCUGCUGCGCCCCGCCGUGUCGGCCGUCGCCGCCGUGCCCGCCGUUGGCGGUGCCGUGGGCGGCGCGGCGGGCGCCGCGGCGGCCAACCUGGCAGCUCCUCUCUUCGUGGGCGCCGCGACGGCGGUGAAGGUGAGGGCCGUGGCCGUCGCUGCGGGCGCCGCGGGCGCCGCGGCGACCUUUGGCGCCAGCACGGCGGCGACCUUUGGCGCCAAGUGGCUUGCGGGCGGCGCGGCAGAGCGCGCAGCGGCGGCGGCGGCGGCCAAGGCCGCGACGGGCGCGGCGACGGGCGGCGCGAUUGGCGGCGUGGCGGGCUACGUCGCGCUCCUUAUGUCCAAGCCUGCGCUGGCGGUGGGCGCCGCGGCGGCCAACCUGGCAGCUCCGCUCUUCGCGGGCGCCGCGACGGCGGUGAAGGCGGCGGCGGCCACCAAGACGGCCGCCGGCGCGGCGGCGGGCGUCGUCGGCACGGGCGCCGCCGUGGGCGCGCAGCAGCUCGCGGCCGGCGCGCUCGGCCUGUUCGCGAGCGCCGCGACGGCGGUGAAGGCGGUGGCGGCCACCAAGACUGCCGCCGGCGCGGCGGCGGGCGUCGUCGGCACGGGCGCGGCCGCGGGCGCGCAGCAGCUCGCGGCCGGCGCGCUCGGCCGCGGCGCGGCGGCGCAGGCGGCAAAGGUGGCGGCGGGCGCGGCGGUGGCCGGCGCGGCCCUCACCGCCCCGCCCGUGGCCGUCGCUGCGGGCGCCGUUGGCGCCGCGAGCGCGGUGGCGGGUCGCACGGCGGCGACCUUUGGCGCCAAGUGGCUCGCGGGGGGCGCGGCAGAGCGCGCAGCGGCGGCGGCGGCGGCCAAGGUGGCGGCGAAGGCCGCGACGGGCGGCGCGAUCGGCGGCGCGGUGGGCUACGUCGCGCUCCUUCUGUCCAAGCCCGUCGCGUGGGUGGCAGGACUCUUCUAG